Messenger RNA from Carya illinoinensis, 351 nucleotides. RefSeq lists its product as uncharacterized. The record is from RefSeq and is a predicted model, not a curated record. Lineage: Eukaryota; Viridiplantae; Streptophyta; Magnoliopsida; Fagales; Juglandaceae. The coding region runs from base 1 to 351 and encodes 116 amino acids. The transcript is spliced from 2 exons.
AUGGGUUCUCGACAAUUCAAAGCUAAUUAUUCUCGUUUUACUAAGGCUGAGGGUUCAUCUUUCAUUGCCCUUCUUAUCUAUAUUGAUGAUAUUCUCAUAGCUAGUAAUGAUAUGAAAUCUAUUGAGCUUUUAAAGUCCUUGCUUAAUGAGAAGUUUAAGCUCAAGGACCUUGGUAAUCUCAAAUAUUUCCUUGGUUUGGAAGUGGCACAGUCUCCUGCUGCUGCCAAUUCAUUAUCCCUCAAAACUAUUGUUGAUUCUGAUUGUGCUUUUUGUCUUGAUAGUAGAAUAUCUACAAGUGGUUAUUGUGUUUUUCUUGGCGAUUCUUUGGUUUCCUGGAAGACCAAGAAAUAG